Messenger RNA from Puntigrus tetrazona (Sumatra barb), 2489 nucleotides. Its product is annotated as nephronectin. The record is from RefSeq and is a predicted model, not a curated record. Gene Ontology annotation, molecular function: calcium ion binding. Gene Ontology annotation, cellular component: membrane. Lineage: Eukaryota; Metazoa; Chordata; Actinopteri; Cypriniformes; Cyprinidae.
GAUUUAAAAAAUAUUUUAUGUAGUUUAUGAAAUACAGUGAAUUAAAUGUAGUAAAGUGUUGCUAUGCAGUUGCUAGGUUCAGGGUCAGGGCUCUCUCCGGGUUUCUGGUGCCUAGAUGCUCUCUUCAGUGGGGUUUCUGUAUUAUAGUAAUUAAGCGUGUGUCUUAGCUGUCAUGUCGUGCUCGACACACUCAUGUUUGUCUGUUUUUAACAAGCACACACACACACACCUACUUUCAGAUAGAAAUGAAAUGAAAGAAAUGCUAUAAUUAUGAGCACAGGAUGUAGCUGGAGGAAAUGUACAGGUUCCCGGCAAACUUUACAAGCUCCGAGACUAAUUAUAGUGUGUGUGUGUGUGUGUGUGUGUGUGUGUGUGUGUGUGUGUGUGUGUGUGUGUGUGUGUGUGUGUGUGUGUGUGUGUGUGUGUGUGUCCUUCAGACCUGCUCUUGCUACUCCUGGUAUUCUCAUGCGUCUCCCUGGAGUGCACACACACACACACACACACACACACACACGUUUCAUAAACACUCUGCUCUUCAGGAUUGUGUGCAGCAGUGGAAACUUCUGACAGCUCGCUGUAACUCCGUCACUCACACACACACACACACACACACACACACACACACUCCUGAACUCUCCGGUCUGAGCAGAGUGUGUUCUGAGGAGUGUGUGUGAUGGAUGUGACGCUGUUCUUCUCUCUCUGUGUGUGUGUUUGCGCGGCUUCAGAAACACUCCGGUCUUCGAGAUCGCUUCCGUCCGACGGAUCGUGUCGAUAUGGAUGGACGAGAACCUUAAAGGGUCAAUGCAAACCGGUGUGUGAGUGGGGCUGUAAACACGGCGAGUGUGUCGGACCUGAUCAGUGCCUUUGUCGGACAGGAUUCACCGGCAAGACCUGCAACCGAGAUGUGAACGAGUGUGCGUUCAGGCCGUGUAAGUACAGGUGUAUGAACACUCUGGGCAGUUAUAAGUGUUACUGUCUGAACGGCUUCAUGAUGACAUCAGACGGUGUGUGUCAUGAUGCUCGUACGUGUGCGAUGGCUAACUGUCAGUACGGCUGUGCGGUGAUGAAAGGUGAGGUCAGGUGUCAGUGUCCAUCUCCAGGACUGAAACUCGCUCCUGACGGCAGGACCUGUGUUGAUGUGGACGAGUGUGUGACGGGCCAGGCCUCGUGUCCGAGGCUUCGGAAGUGUGUGAACACGUUCGGCAGCUACGUCUGUAGAUGUCACGAAGGCUUUGAGCUGCGGCACAUCAACGGAAAGUACAGCUGCACAGAUAAAAGGUUUUCAUCUAUUUGCUAUGACAAGCCCGGACACAAGAAAUGUAAAUGCACCCCGAGUGUUAAUGGAAAGGGUUACGACUGUAAAUCUGUUUUUAAGGUCACCAUUGAGCCUGCGAGGCCAGUCGAAGUCACAGUCAGCCUGACAACUAUCUCCACGGCAACAACUCCUGUGACGACACACAGAGAAACAACAGCCGCGGCGACAACCUCAGCCACUCCCCCGCCUGCCGUUACCAUAGCGACUUCUGUUCCGGAAAGCACAGCCAUGACGACAGUACCGCUCGACUACCGUUGCUAUAGCAACGACAACCAAAGCUACAACUACAACAACAAAAGCCACAACGACAGCUGCUACCACAGCCCUCACAACCGUUGCUAUGACCACAAGUCCAACCCCAGCGCUGACAUCAUCUGCCCCGACGACUACAGACACGCCUCCAACAACAGCCUCCUUCGAAACCAGCACAGGCCCACAGAUGAGCUCGACUCAACGCUAGACAACCGCGUUCACCGCGAGACCACGGCCAAACCACGAGGAGACGUUCACAUUCCACGUUUCGAGAACAACCUGUUUGACUGGGACUUUGACGUUGAGCCGGGAAACACUGAGGAGUUCUCACGAGAUGAUCCAGCCGCCGCUGCUGAGAGCUGCUCGUUUGAUGAGGGUCUGUGUGUCUGGAUGACGGACUCAGAAGGAGAUCUGAGAUGGGAAGUCAAAGACGACCCUGCUGGUGGGCGGUACCUGUCAGUUCCUGAGACUACAAAACGGAGCGUCAAAGGGGCGCGGCUUACUGUGGCGCUGGCUCCUCCCACAAAGCCGUGGCGGGGCGGAGACCUCUGUCUGUCGUUCAGACACCGUCUCCAUGGACACCACAUCGGCUCUCUCCAGGUGUUCGUCAGGAAGGGGCGGAGUCACAACCCGUCCAUCUGGACGAGGACUGGAGGAUACGGCUGGAGACACGCCCAGAUCACACUUCUGGGGCGGGGCCUGCUUGAUAUUGUGCUAAAGGCAGAGAGACGGCGAGGAAAACAUGGAGAAAUCUCUGUGGAUGACUUUACUCUGAGACGAGGAGCCUGCAGCGACCAACACCACAGGACAGAGUGACACACACACACACACACACACACACACACACACACACACACACACACACUGACACACACAGAUACACACACACACACACACAGACACACACAGACACACACAGACA